AUGUAUGAAAACACCUCCUCGACAUUGCCAUCAUCAAAUAGUAUUACCGGAGAUGAGGAUUUAUAUCUUCGUUCUUUAUUUGCUCAUAAUUCGCCUGAUGCAUGCUCUGGAUUAUUCAGAGGUGCUCAACAAGAAAAGCAAUUAAAAGGAGUAGAAGGAGGCUUUCAUACGCUUUAUGUCGGAUGUUUAUUGAAAAUGUUAACCAAACCAUCGGAUCCACUGAAUUAUUGUUUACCCUCGUUUAUAAAAGUACCACAUGAUCCAAUGACAACAUCAUCUACUAAUACUUCAGAUAACAAGCCUUUGCAGGAUGAAAAAAUAGAUGAUGAAUGGUCGAUAACAAAAUUGAAAAAAGUCAAUGAGUGUAUUGGAAUGGAUAUUCAAACAACAACACAUUACCUCGAAGAAUUAGACAGAGUUGUUUCUCAAAAACCAGCUCAAGCUCUUUCUCAUUUGAACCGAAUUAGUUCCAUUAAAAAUAAUUUGCAAUUAGAGGAAUCGGACUCGGUGGAUAUCAUUCGAAAUAAGGUUCGGAGUGCUGUAGAAAUGAAUUGUGCAGAUACUUUUGGUGAAAUUGAAACUGCUCAAUCCAUGGAUAGUCAAGCUUACUCCAUGUUUAGAGCUCACCUUUGUUUAUUUGCUUCUGUUUGCAAGAGACAAUUUCAAAAUUGUGUCACAACACAUACUUCACAUAGAUCGUUUGCAAAAUGUCUGGAGAAUGCUGAACAGAUGAAAUGUUUCAAGCUUUACAAAGAUGUUGACUUUUAA
Molecule: messenger RNA, 768 nt
Organism: Naegleria lovaniensis
Lineage: Eukaryota; Heterolobosea; Eutetramitea; Acrasida; Naegleriidae
Exons: 1
Coding region: 1-768 (255 amino acids)
Source: RefSeq, a predicted model, not a curated record